Messenger RNA from Anopheles coustani, 2208 nucleotides. RefSeq names its product pair-rule protein odd-paired (gene opa). Gene Ontology annotation, molecular function: DNA-binding transcription factor activity, RNA polymerase II-specific; RNA polymerase II cis-regulatory region sequence-specific DNA binding. Gene Ontology annotation, biological process: central nervous system development; regulation of transcription by RNA polymerase II. Gene Ontology annotation, cellular component: nucleus. Bases 1 to 2208 code for a protein of 735 amino acids. Lineage: Eukaryota; Metazoa; Arthropoda; Insecta; Diptera; Culicidae. The transcript is spliced from 3 exons. The record is from RefSeq and is a predicted model, not a curated record.
AUGAUGAUGAACGCUUUCAUGGACGGUGGUUCGUCGGCGGCCCACCAUUCGCACCUGGCGACGUUCGGCAUUAAAAUGUCGCCGGACCAUCUGGAGCAGAGCAGUGAGAUCGAGUCGUCGGCCAGUUCGGUGGCGAGCGCCAGUUUGGCGGCUGCUGCUGCGGCCGCCGCCGCCGGAAUGCUUCCACCCGGGGCCGGUUCUGUUUCCGGUUCCGGCUCCAGUGGGUCCGGUUCGUCCAACGCGAACGCCGGAGAUGCCACGAUGUUCUACCACCAUCAUCCGCACGCUCACCACCACCAUCAGCAGGGAAGCGGCUCAGGCAAUGGGUCGGGUGGAGGCGGUAGUGGUGGUGGAGCUGGUGGGGCAGGUGGUGGUGGGGCAUACAACUCGCACCACCUUUCGCCACCCUCCCACAUGUCGUCGCACGCCAUGGCGCCGUACCAUUCGCGGGAUUUCCUUUCCCUCAAGCGCGACAACGACUACUUCAGCUCGGCGGCGGUGGCGUCGAGUGCGGCGGUGGCGGCAGCGGCAACCGGGGCCACUGACCCCGCAUCCCUGUUCGCCCAUGAGAGCCCCCUCAAUGCGCACCACACCGCCGCCAUCGGACACCAUCCGUUCCACGCCGGAGCGCACUCGAUGAGGGCGAUGGCCGCGGCCGGGUUGGCGUCCGCCGGGGACUACACACACCCGUACGCACACCACGCCGCACACCAUGCCGCCCACCACCAGGGUCAGUACGCGUCGGCCAUGCACCAUCACCACCAGCACCACCCGCUCGCCAACCUGCCCGUCAACCCGGGCACAUCCGGGGCCUUCUUCCGGUACAUGCGCCACCCGCCGGCCAUCAAGCAGGAGAUGCAGUGCCUCUGGGUCGAACCGGAACUGCCCCCGCACCAUCCGCAUCAUCCGCAUCACCACCACCACCACCACCUCGGGCUCGGACUGACGGCGCUGGCGGCGGGACUCGGCGGUGGCGGGACCGGUGGGGCCGACGGCGGCAGUCGCAAGACGUGCAACAAGAUCUUCAGCUCGAUGCAGGAGAUCGUGACGCACCUGACGGUGGACCACGUCGGCGGGCCGGAGUGCACGACCCACGCCUGCUUCUGGCUCGGCUGCACGCGUAACGGACGCCCCUUCAAGGCGAAGUACAAGCUGGUCAACCACAUCCGCGUACACACGGGCGAAAAGCCCUUCCCGUGCCCGUUUCCGGCCUGCGGCAAGGUCUUUGCCCGCUCCGAGAACCUCAAGAUCCACAAACGAACGCACACCGGUGAAAAGCCGUUCAAGUGCGAGCAUGAAGGAUGCGAUAGGCGAUUCGCUAAUUCCUCCGAUCGAAAGAAACAUUCACACGUCCAUACAUCUGAUAAGCCGUAUAACUGUCGUGUUAAUGGUUGUGAUAAAUCUUACACUCAUCCAUCAUCGCUGCGGAAACACAUGAAGGUCCACGGAAGUUUGGGUGAGAAGUCUCCAUCGCACAACUUCGACAGCGAUGGCGAGGAGUCCGACUCGGAGAGUGUCAUCUCGGGCGGCACGCAGACACCUCCAUCGAUCGGUCGGUUGCACGAAGGCCAGCAUAAUGGUCACAGCGUGAGUAAGCUGAGCGCCAGCGCCUCCGACUCCCUGCACGGCAACAACAACAACAACAACAACAGCAGUAGCAACAACAACAACAACACCAGCUCGAGCAACGGGAAUGGAAGCAGUAGCGGCAACAACGUGAACAAUAGCAGCUCCUCGAAGUCCACGUCUUCCAGCCUCCUCUCGCCGGUCAGUGGAAGCGGCGGUGGUGGUGGUGGUGGAGGUAGUGGAGGCGGUGGCGGAAGUGGUGGCACAUCCUCGUCCGGCUCGUCCUCCCUGCUGAGCCAAAGUCAGCAUCAUAAUCUGCACUCAUCGUCGGCGCAUCACUCACACCAACAUCACCUGGCGUCGCUGCAGAACCAUGCGACCAGUCUGGCCCCGCCGCCGCCCCAGCUCCCGCUCACCCCGGCCUCCUCCGUGUCCCCGCAGGCGACCACCCCCUCGUCGAUGCUCGUCGGCCAUCACCACAACCCGCACCACCUGCUGUACCACCACCCGCAGCAUCAUCCCAACGAAUGGUACUCGCCGACGCCACCCGCCGGUCCGGACACGAUGAAUCAUCUGAACCACUUCAGCCACCACCACCACCAUCACCACCUGGUGCACCACGGGCCCACGACGGCCUAUUGA